Maudiozyma barnettii is the source of this 1446-nucleotide messenger RNA. RefSeq names its product glucosaminyl-phosphotidylinositol O-acyltransferase (gene GWT1). The record is from RefSeq and is a predicted model, not a curated record. The transcript has a single exon. Bases 1 to 1446 code for a protein of 481 amino acids. Gene Ontology annotation, molecular function: glucosaminyl-phosphatidylinositol O-acyltransferase activity. Gene Ontology annotation, biological process: protein localization to plasma membrane; GPI anchor biosynthetic process. Gene Ontology annotation, cellular component: membrane; endoplasmic reticulum. Lineage: Eukaryota; Fungi; Ascomycota; Saccharomycetes; Saccharomycetales; Saccharomycetaceae.
AUGUCUACUUUAAAGGCUAGAAAGGAAGAGUUUGUUACGGGAUUGAACGGUGGUUCGAUCGAAGAAAUUAAUAUUGUUACCUCAGUUGCCUUAACUUCCUAUUUUUGUUGGAAUUUAUUAAAUGAAGCGAAUGGCGAUAACGAAUUGAAUAUAUUUGUAGAUUUUGCCCUUAAUUGGUUAGCACUUUUGUUAUCUAUAACGUUAUAUGCUGGUAAUAUAAAAUUGUUGAGUACUCUAAUGACAGUACCAUGUCUUAUAAUGUUCAUUUACUUCAAAUCAAAUAGAAGAGUAACUUCAAAGCAAAAGCCAAAAAAACCUGUUGCUAAGGAUGAAAAGUUCCAACUUUUAAGAAAACCAUACAUAUCUGCUUAUAGAUCUGGUAUGUUGAUACUAACAUGCCUAGCUAUCAUCGCGGUUGAUUUUCCAAUAUUCCCUCGUCGUUUCGCAAAAGUUGAAACAUGGGGAACGUCACUGAUGGAUCUAGGUGUUGGUUCGUUUGUAUUUAGUAAUGGUCUUGUUUCAUCAAGGAGAUUAAUGCAAUCAAAAACAAGAGUUAAUAUUUUUAGACGUCUGAUUGGCGCAUUACGUUCCAGUAGUAGUCUUCUAGUUCUAGGGCUCCUUAGACUAUAUUUUGUUAAGAACUUAGAUUAUCAAGAACAUGUUACAGAAUAUGGUGUACACUGGAAUUUCUUUAUCACACUGUCUUUCCUUCCAAUUGUUUUAGUCUUUAUCGAUCCCUUAGCAGAAUAUAUCCCAAGGUUCAUUAUUGCACUAAUCUUUUCAGGUAUAUACGACUGGAAGUUAGUUAAUGACCCAAAAUUCUUGAAAUUUUUGAUUUUAGAAGACAGAGAUAACCUAUUCAAUGCGAAUAGAGAAGGGAUAUUUUCAUUUAUUGGUUAUUGUGCAAUUUUCUUAUGGGGUCAAAGUACUGGUUUCUACCUAUUAGGGAACGUUCCAACUAUCAAUAACUUGUACAAGAACUCUACCAUUACUAUUGAUCACAAAAGGAAAUUGACAGGCUGGGCCAAGUAUACUACAGUUAGACCUCUUUCAGGGUUAUUGAUAUGGUCUGCAAUUCUAAUCACAUUAGACCAAUUAAUUUUAGCAUUCCAUCCACAUGCUGUCUCAAGAAGAUUUGCCAAUUUUCCAUACACUAUCUGGGUCGCUGCUUACAAUGUUGGGUUUUUGACGAUCUACUGUGCUGUUGAUCAAUUGUUUGGAAAUUAUAAGAAAAAAUACAACCUACCUGUUUCGUUAGAAGCAAUGAACUCCAAUGGUCUUGUCUUAUUCUUGCUAUCAAACGUUAGCACUGGUUUAAUUAACAUGUCAUUCACUACGAUUGAUGCCAGUGAUUACACGGCUCUCCUAACCUUAGUUAGUUAUGCCGCUUUUCUGGCAAUAGUUUCUACCAUUCUGUAUAAAAGAAGAAUUUUCGUAAGACUGUAA